AUGGCCUUGCUUAUCGCGGGUGCCAGUCUCAAAGUGCGAGACGAAAACGGGCGGACUCCCCUCAUACGGGCUGUUAUGAACGAAAUGCCUGACUCUAUAAUAUCCCUGAUGCUGGAAUUCGGAGCUUCUGUCCAGACCAAAGACAGACAAACGAACAUGGCUCUUCAUCAUGCGGCGAUGAAGGCCCCUUCGGAAGAAAUGGGUAAUAUUAAUACAAUCAGGGUCUUGCUAGCCCAUGGCGCCGACCAGAGCCUUAAGAACAAGAGGGGACGUGCCCCUUUGCACGAAGCCGUCUUGUUUGAGUGCUUCGACCGAGCUCGGGAGUUCUUGGAUUAUGGAGCAGACUUGGAAAUAACGGAUAAUAAUGGGUGGACUCCCUUACUUUGUGCAGUCACCAAGGGGAAUUCGGCAUUGACAAAGCUUCUAUGUGAUCGGGGCGCUAUUGUUGACAAGAAAGAUAAAAAUGGACAUACGGCCCUUCACUACGCCAUCUCCCGAGGAUCUGAGGAAAUUUCUAAGGUUUUGCUAGAUGCUAGGGCGGAUGUGAACCUCAUCUCGAAAGGUGAAACUCCCCUCUGUCGAGCAACGUCCAAGUCAAACCUGUCACUCGUUAAGCUCUUUCUAGAAUACGGUGCCGACGUUAAUUUGCCAUCGCCUGGCUACUACGGUGCCCUGCCAGUACACGUUGCUGCCAUGGGAGAGACGUAG
Messenger RNA from Daldinia childiae, 708 nucleotides. RefSeq names its product Serine/threonine-protein phosphatase 6 regulatory ankyrin repeat subunit C. Gene Ontology annotation, molecular function: protein binding. The transcript has a single exon. Gene Ontology annotation, cellular component: nucleus; cytoplasm. Lineage: Eukaryota; Fungi; Ascomycota; Sordariomycetes; Xylariales; Hypoxylaceae. The coding region runs from base 1 to 708 and encodes 235 amino acids. The record is from RefSeq and is a predicted model, not a curated record.